This is a messenger RNA of Guillardia theta CCMP2712, 3375 nucleotides long. RefSeq lists its product as hypothetical. The coding region runs from base 1 to 3375 and encodes 1124 amino acids. The record is from RefSeq and is a predicted model, not a curated record. The transcript is spliced from 8 exons. Lineage: Eukaryota; Cryptophyceae; Pyrenomonadales; Geminigeraceae.
AUGACCUCUCACCUUGUUCUCGGGGUUGACGGCAAGGAGGGAGGAGCAGGAGUCGUGUGGUACCCGCUCAAGCUGCGGGAGGGCAGCUACUCUCCCUCCUCUCUGGUCCACAUGGUCAACGAGGUCUUGAGGGAACAUGCGGAGCUCGCGAGCAGGAGGGUGCGGCUGUCGCUGCAGACGGAGGCGAGAGGAUCGAAGUUCUCCUUGGCGUCCCCUCAGCUCUUUCGUCUGCGGGUGGCGCCAGCUGUCGCCUCCGUCCUCGGCUUCUCCUCCCUCGAGACUCUUGCUGUGAGUGCCGGGAGCGGCUGCUCGUCGCUGACAGCUGGGCAGGUCAAGGAGGGGAACAACUUCCUCCUCUCCUCUUCCCCCUGCGGCUGGGGCGAGCGGGAUCGCCGCGCGAGGAGGUCCAGGCUGUUGCAGUCCAUGUGUCAGGAGCUCGCAGAAGCCUGCGGCUUGAUGGCUGAGCAUGUGGAGCCGUUUGGCGAGGAGGAGGAGGAGGAGGAGGAGGAGGAGGGGUUCUUCCGUUUUGUCAUUGAGCUCAGGAGCUCAGCUAUGGAGGAUCUCGGGGAAAGUUUGACGAGAGUCAUGGAAAGGGUGCAGGAGGAGCAGGCGGAAGGGAAGCACAGGAGGGGAGCAUGCAUCCUAGACUGCGAGCUGGUCCGAGCAAACUUCCUUCCCCCUCCCUUCUGGACGCAAAGGAAGUUGAGGACGCGACUUGCGGGAGUCUUUCAUGACACGCAGCAAGAGCUGGAGCAGCUUCGGCGCUUCCUCAUCCCGUCCUUGGCGUGGGCUCUCUCGUCCUCUAACGUCCGCGUGGAGUUGUUGGUCGAACCUCCUCUCGUCCUCCCCUCUCUUGCCUCCCCCCCUCCUCCCUCCCCUCAUGACCUGCAGACCUUCCAGCGCAGGACCAGCCACCUGCUCCUCCUCUGCUUGGGGGAAACGAUGAAAGAGAGCGACCAGCUUGCUCUUCUCUCCUUCUCCUCACGCGCGCUGCCAUGGAGGGCAGCUGGAGGAGACGUGGGACUUGUGCUCAGCUCGCUUCCUCAGUCUCUUCCUGCAGCAGAGCUCUUCCUCUUCCUCCGUGACCCCAGCUUCCUUUCCCAUCCCUCCUUCCAGCUCGCAGCUCGCCGUGUCCCCUCCCUGCAGGGCUCGUUCGUCGAGCAAGAUGCCAGCAGGCAGGAGGCGCUGCAGGAGGUGAAGCAGCGGCUUGUCCGCCUGCUGGGCUCUCGAGCGAGCAUCUACCCCGCAAACUUCCAAGGGUUUCAACUUGACAUGUCUGCAGCUGGAGAGGAGCGGGAGAGGCGAGAGAGGAGAGCAGAGAAGCUGCUGGCAAACAGCUCGGCAUUUGCUGGACGGCUUAAGGCGGAAGGGAGGGGAGAGGGAGGGGAGGAAAGGUUCAUGAGGGCGAUAGAGGAAGUGAAGGAGGAGGUCAUGGGCGACUGGAUGAGCCUUCGCAGGCUCCUCUUGUCGUCUGGGGAUGAGGACUCUCCUCCUCUCCCUCCUUCCCUCGACAAACCUCCCUCCAUGUCCUCCGCCCUCACUCUCGGCAAGCUCACUUCCUCUCCUCUCGUCGCUGGCGGCGUCCGUCUGGCCCUCGAGACCUUCGCCUGCCUGUGCUACUCGGCUCUCUCCUCCUCCUCCCACCGCCUCGCACAUGUCGGAAGGGACCUGCAGCCCUGGCAUCUCCUCGAGCAGGAGAGGAGCAGGCAGAGCUGUAUCCGGCGCUUUCUCCUCCAGCGGCUUCUCCACAUGAGCUCCUUAGCUCCUGCCGACAGCUCCAGCAAGCGAGGAGGAGGAGGCCGACACCUGCUGGUGCAGCAGCUGAGCGAGCAUGUUGUCGGGUCAGUCUUCGUCGGCCAUGCCGAGUGGAGGAAGGCUGUGCUGCUGCUAGUAGGGAAGCCUCGGUCGGGCAUGAGCGUACGUGAGUGUAUCCUCCAAGUUUGGAUGGAGUUGAGGUUGCGAUGGAGGAGGGAGGAGGCGUUGAGGAGCAAGCAAGAGAUCCUGGCAAGCGUGCGCUGCUCCCACGAGCAGGUGGCGGAAAACCUUCGCAAGCUCCUCCUCGCCUUCGCUCUCCGGGGCCGGCGGGUGGUGCUGAUGGUAGACGGACUGGACGAGAGGGGCAGGAAGGAGCUGGCGGGGAUCGUGUGCUGGGCGCAGGAGCGGGUGGAGAGGAGCGAGGAGUACAAGAUGUGCCGCAUGCGACGACUGGAGCUGCGACCUCCUCGCCCUCCUGCUGACAGUCAGCUGGAGAAGAAGAUCGACGGGCUCCUGGUGUCCAUCAGACAGCAGGAGGAGGAGCUGGCGAGGCUGGUGGACUCGGCUGCGAGCCUGGAGGAGUGGAGAAGGAAUGAGGAGCGGAGGACGCGGCUUGAGCAGGAGCUCGUGGCGAUGAAGCAGUCUCAAGUGCUGCUCGCAGCACAGCUGGACCAGGAGAAGAGAGACGGCGAAAGAAAGCAAGAGGACAACGAGGACGAGGACGAGACCGAGGCAGAGGCGCGGCUGGGGUAUGUUCGUUGCAUCCUCACGUGCUGUGUGGAGAGCACGUCGCCGUCGCCUGCAGCCUCAGAGGAGCAGCUGCUGAUCCCCGAGAUGACGGCCAAGGAGUCGGAAGAGCUCUUGAUGCAUCAUCUCCGUCGCUUCGGAGUUCGGGAGAAGGCAGCAGCAGCAGCAGCAGCAGCAGCAGCAGCAGCAGCAGCAGCAGCAGCAGCAGCAGCAGCAGCAGCAAAGUUUGUGAAGAAGGCAGACAAGAAUGACCUUGUCUUGUUCCUCCUCGUCGCGUUCGAGGGCUCCCAGCACGACACUCUCAUCUCCUCCUUCCUUGACAAGUGCCCAGCUACCUUGACCUCCCUCUGGCUGGACAGCGGCUCCUCCCCCUCCAACCCAUUCAGCCUCGGCCUCCUACGGCUCAUGCAAAUAGCUCGUCCCCAGCUCGUAUACCAGCUCCUCUCCUUCCUCUCGCAGCACCCUCGAGGCAUCUUGAAGGAUAUCCUCCGCUCGCGCUGCCUCGCCGAGCUCUUGAGCAUGCAACACCGGUCCUGUUACCUGUUGGCAGAGGGGAAGGGUCGCUUCCGCCGCAUGGACCUCAGCGUCCCUCUGCCGGAGAGGAGGACGUGUCUGGUGAACGGCCUGUUGUGCGAGUGGGAGGAGGCGAAGAAUGAUGUCGUGCGGCUCAGCCAGGACGUCUGGCCUGCUGGGGUGGAGGUGGAGAUGGUGGCUGCGGAUUUCAGCGAGGAGGCGAGCUUCGCCGUGCUGCAGGAGGUGGAAGAUUUGCUUCGCGAGCUUGAGCGCAUGGAGCUGGUGCUGGUGCACCAGCGGCAGGGCCAGGAGGAGGUGAUUCCACGGCACCCGGAGAUGCUCGUGUGGCGGAGGAUUUGA